Messenger RNA from Auanema sp. JU1783, 402 nucleotides. NCBI's taxonomy places the organism in Eukaryota, Metazoa, Nematoda, Chromadorea, Rhabditida, Rhabditidae. The record is from the annotation of a GenBank genome assembly.
AUGAUCAGCAACCUCUCCUUAUUCUUUAUUCCGUUCCUCCUGAUUCCCUGUAGCAUAUCAGCUCAGCAUUAUGGAAGUUCAAUUGGUGCUCUUUGGUGCCAUCAAGGUUCGCUCAAAGAUUUCGUUCCAACUCAAUGUGCGCCACAAACUCUAGAUUGUUUCAAAUUCAGUUGUGAUCAUAAGGAUGCAGGGUUUGUCGCUCGUGGAUGCGGAGUUUCACUCACCCGAACAGCUACUGGACUAAGAAAUGAGAGUUGUAACCAAGCGUUAGCUCAAUGUCAAGCCUUGAACGGGAUCGGUUCAUGUAACGUUUGCUCAGAAAAACACAUGUGUAAUGAGGAGACAUCGUAUAAUAUUGUAACCACUUUCAUAGUCUCUAUUAUGAUUAGCUCUCUUGUAUGA